Molecule: messenger RNA, 2931 nt
Organism: Seriola aureovittata
Lineage: Eukaryota; Metazoa; Chordata; Actinopteri; Carangiformes; Carangidae
Gene: tpte
Product: transmembrane phosphatase with tensin homology
Exons: 19
Coding region: 473-2005 (510 amino acids)
Biological process (GO): transmembrane transport; dephosphorylation; monoatomic ion transport
Cellular component (GO): cytosol; membrane
Molecular function (GO): monoatomic ion channel activity; phosphatidylinositol-3,4,5-trisphosphate 3-phosphatase activity; protein tyrosine/serine/threonine phosphatase activity
Source: RefSeq, a predicted model, not a curated record
AAGAAAGAGAGAAGCUAACCUGGCAAUUGUUUAACUUUGGAGUAUUUGGCGUUUGGGAAUGCACAUUGAAUUAGAACCAGAUGUUAGAGACAGGAGGGAGAUGUAGCUGCUGGCCUACUUUUUAAGUUAAACCCGGUUAAAAUAGCUCUGCACAGGAAGGUUAUGGUCAGGCUCAGUCACUGUUGGUGUGAAAGUGGCCGGAGGAGGAAAGAUGAGUAAAGAGUAACGAAGGGGGGGAAAAAAGGGCUGAGCGUCUUCUACUGAAGUCCAGGAAGUUUCUGAAACCGCUACGUUUGCAAAAACUAUGAAGAAUAGUGGAUGGACAGAAAAAAAAAUCUACCCGGUUAACCUUUGAACCGUCUUCCUUUCUCUUCACAUGAAGUCACAAGACAAACUGUCGUAUAAUUUCACGAAUGACAGUCCUAACGAGACAACACGUUCACAGCUAAGCCAGAAGUAGGACACACACAUCAUGUCUGUCCAUUUCAGUCCAGGGUCGGAUUCAGGUGUAAAUGGAAACGUUGCAAAGAUGGAGGAUGCUAAAGUGGAGAUCGAUGAUGGAAAGGAGGAGAGUGUGGUGCCAGACACAAUGUACCACAAUAUCCGGAAGAAGAUAUCACCGUUUGUUAUGUCCUUCGGAUUCCGUAUAUUUGGAAUGAUAUUGAUCCUAGUGGACAUUGUCCUGGUGAUUGUGGACAUAUCCCUGCCAGCCAAGAACAGAGAGGUUGGAGAUGCAUUAGAGGCUGUGUCCCUCGUCAUCUCCUUCUUCUUUCUCCUCGACGUUCUCCUGCGGGUCUAUGUGGAAGGGUUCAAAGUGUACUUCAGCUCCAAGCUGAACAUCGUCGAUGCCUGUGUUGUGGUAAUCACCCUGGUGGUCACCAUGAUCUACACCUUCACUGACUUCUCGGGCGUCAAUAUCAUCCCCAGGGUGGUGACGUUUCUUCGUUUCCUGAGAAUAAUAAUCCUGGUGAGGGUUUUCAGACUGGCAGCUCAGAAGAAAGAGCUGGAGAAGGUCACCAGGAGGAUGGUUUCUGAGAACAAGCGACGAUAUCAGAAGGAUGGAUUUGACCUUGACCUUACCUAUGUCACAGACCGGGUCAUCGCCAUGUCUUUCCCCUCUUCUGGGAAGCAGUCCUUCUAUAGGAAUCCAAUUGAGACCGUGGCGAGGUUCCUGGACACUAAACAUGAAGGCCACUAUAAAGUUUACAACCUGUGCAGUGAGAAAGGUUACGACCCCCAGUUCUUCCACUACAAAGUUGAGCGGGUUUUCAUUGAUGACCACAACGUCCCCUCCCUGGAGGACAUGCUGAAAUACACAGCAAACGUGAGGGAGUGGAUGUCUGCCGAUCCCAAGAACAUCAUUGCAAUUCACUGUAAAGGAGGGAAAGGACGCACAGGUACCAUGGUGUGCGCCUGGCUUAUUGACAGUGACCAGUUUGAGAGUGCACAGGACAGUCUGGAGUAUUUCGGUGAGAGGAGGACAGACAAGAGUCGGAGCUCCAAGUUUCAGGGAGUAGAGACUCCCUCUCAGAGCCGGUACGUGGGGUACUACGAGAUCAUGAAAACCAAGUUCGACAGACAGCUGCCUCCACCUAAAAGCCUCAGGAUCAAGAGCAUCCGCAUCCACUCCAUAGCAGGUGUGGGUAAAGGUGAUGGCAGCGAUCUCAAGGUGAAGAUUAUUGUGAGAAAAGAGCUGGUAUUUCAAUGUGUGUGUGCCAAACGGGAGAACUGCACAGUAUUUCCCGACAUGGGCAGUAAUGCAGUAGUCAUCAGCCUACAGGACGGGCCUGUGGUUGAAGGAGAUGUGAAGGUCAUGUUUGAAUCAAGUGCUGGUCUUCCAAAAGGAUAUGAAGAUGUUCCAUUCUACUUCUGGUUCAACACCUCCUUCAUAGAGGAUAACAAACUGUUUCUACCCAGGGAGGAACUGGACAACCCACACAAACCAAAGACCUGGGACCUGUACAAGAACGACUUUGGUGUCACCAUGUUCUUCUCAGAACCAUAAUAAAAACCCUUUUGAGCGUUAAGGAAGAGAAAAUGGCUUGUUACAGUUGUACAUUUAAUGAUGGGUGGUGAGCAGAGACUAGUAGAUCUAAGACCAACUGAAGAAAUGAACGAGAGCUCAAUGCUAAAUUUAAAGAGGCAUAAAAAUACCUCCACCACCACCAGUUACCUCCACCAAGUCAAAUCAUGUAGACUGCAGUGUUGCUCAUGACCUGAAAUGUAUAAGAAGAGAUAUGCGAGUUAGUAGCAUCAAAUAUUUAGUAACGUCUUCCAGUGAAUCAGUUGAUAUCUGUAUAUGUGACUCUUGUGCGUCUUAAAAUAACACUGAACAAUUUAAAAAAAGAAUCAGAAAAACAUUUGCACCUGAUAAAACUAUAAUGCUGGAGCAAGUCAUCCCCUCUGAACAAUUUAGUCAAAUUGAAACUAGCCAUUUUGUAAUGUACCACGUCUAGCUAUGUCUUUAUGUAGUGAGUGGUUGAUUAGUGGAUGGAAUCAAACCUGGGUGUACUCUGUGAGGCAGCAGUGGAAACCACAGGGGACUUUACAAGAACAAAGGAAGACAUGAGAAACGGAGUACCAAGUUUUCUUAUGUAGAGGCUCAUAGAAUGAUGUGACACAGCUCCAGUUUAUGUUUUGGAGGCAGCAGGAAUUGAAGACAUCUGUAGCUUUAUUUGGUUUGAAAGUUUUUGUGAGGUGAAAUUUGUGUAAAUAUUGCCAAAAUUCACAGCAGCUCACAUAUAAUCCAUUUUGGAUUAUAUGCGAGCUGCUGUGAAUUUUGGUUCUUGUCAUGACUUCUGGAGUCGACUACUCAAUGGAUACACUUAGUUCGUACAAUAGAGAAAAAAAGUGCUGAAAAGUAUUUGCUUUUACUUUUGAAAAAUUUUAACCAAUGUAUUGCUACAAAAUAAACAACCCUUUAAUUUGUAA